Messenger RNA from Carica papaya (papaya), 339 nucleotides. The record is from RefSeq and is a predicted model, not a curated record. Lineage: Eukaryota; Viridiplantae; Streptophyta; Magnoliopsida; Brassicales; Caricaceae.
AUGGCGAGAAAGAGUAAGGGACGACAAAAGGUUGAGAUGGUGAAGAUGAAUAAUGAAAGCAAUCUCCAAGUAACUUUCUCCAAACAUCGAGCCAGACUUUUCAAGAAGGCGAGUGAAUUGAGCACUCUAUGUGGGGCUGAGAUUGCUAUUAUCGUCUUCUCACCCGGUCAGAAGGUCUUCUCUUUUGGCCAUCCUUGUGUCCAUACUGUGUUGGAACGUUUUGUUUGUGGUAAUCCACCACAAGCUGCUUCUGGAACCAUGAAACUCAUUGAGGCUCAUCGGAACACUAGUGUCCGUGAGCUAACACGCAUGACAAUGAAACAUAACUACUACUUAUGA